AUGUCAUCAAAGCUGAUCACGAUGAUAAGAGAGAAGAAAAAUACUAGAAACCAGAGUUACCGAUCCACUGGAUGCUUCAAUUGUGGAAGACAAGGACAUAGAGCCCAUGAAUGCCCCGAGCCAAGGAGAAUGCCACCACAAGUUGCCAACCCUCAUGACACGAACCUUUGCGAAGUAGAAAACAGUAACGAUGAAGCUUACGUUGCUACUAAAUCACGAUACCAGCUGUACACUGUUAAUCAUCCUAAAAAGGGUGAAUUGAGUAAGGAACCUACUGGAAAAACUCAGGAAGAGCACACCCAAUCAACACAAUCAGUAGAAAUAAAGAUUAUGGCAGAAUCUGCAAAAAAGAAUGCCAUGCCACGAGUCAAGCACCAGAGAGGACCGUCAGUAGUAGACCAAGCAUCCCUAUACAACGUCACAAAAGACCUGUUGAGUCAGAGAGCUAAUGCCACGUAUGUCCAACUAUUGCAAAUUCUGAAGCAACGACAGCACCUGGCACAACCCCAACGAAUCUCAGCAGCUAGAUGUAAUAUGAAGAUAAGAAACAAACCAGUCGUAGCAGUAUUGGAUUCUGAAGCUGCAGUGAGCAUUAUGUUAAAGAAAUUGCUUAUCAAGCUCGAACUACAGAUUUCAGAACCAUCUAACGCUGUUGUCGUCACUGCGAACGGAAUACGGAAAAGAGCUUUAGGAAAGUUGAAGGACGUAGCACUACAACUAGGAAAAAUCAUUGUACCUACAGACUUUCAGGAAGAAGAUCUAGAUGAAGUAGAAAGUUACUUGACUGACGAUCAAGAGGACUUAUAUACCAACCCAUGGAUCGACAAGCACAGCCCGGCAGCAUAUUUGAUGACGAUCGAAGAAGUUCUGACACCCGAAGAAACUGAACGACCCAUACAACCUCUGGAAGAACCGUUAUUCAUAACACCCGAACUAUGUUCGUAUCAUGAGAGAGAGCUAGAAAUAUCGGAAAUCGGAUUAGCAGCCUUACUCAUGUAUAUUACUUGGGAGCAAGGAUACAGACACUUACUUCAGCAGAAAGACCUGUCAUACGAAGCAUUUUGA
This is a messenger RNA of Acaulospora morrowiae, 1065 nucleotides long. Lineage: Eukaryota; Fungi; Glomeromycota; Glomeromycetes; Diversisporales; Acaulosporaceae. The record is from the annotation of a GenBank genome assembly.